Emiliania huxleyi CCMP1516 is the source of this 399-nucleotide messenger RNA. RefSeq lists its product as hypothetical. NCBI's taxonomy places the organism in Eukaryota, Haptophyta, Isochrysidales, Noelaerhabdaceae. The transcript has a single exon. The record is from RefSeq and is a predicted model, not a curated record. The annotation marks the transcript as partial.
GCGGGGGAGGUGUACUCGUGGGGCAGCAGCUCGGAGGGCAAGCUUGGGCAUGGCGAUUGCGAGUACAAUGACGCGACACGGUGCUGCCACGCUCCGCGCGUGAUCCGAGCUUUGCAAGGCGUGAGGGUGGUCGCCGUGUCGGCGGGCCAAAACCACUCCCUAGUGCUCAGUGAGGCGGGAGAGGUGCUCUCCUUCGGCUGUGGCGGGAGUGGACGCGGAGAGUUCUACGGCAUGCUCGGGCACGGCGAGGACGAGCACGACCAUUUCACGCCGCGGCUCAUCGAGGCGCUUCGAGGAGUGAGGAUAGUUGCGGUGUCUGCGGGAGGCACUCACAGCCUCUGCCUGAGUGAGGCGGGAACGGUCUACUCGUUUGGCUCGGGCUACGACGGCCAGCUUGGG